Messenger RNA from Panthera uncia (snow leopard), 1120 nucleotides. RefSeq names its product actin, cytoskeletal 3-like. Bases 476 to 1120 code for a protein of 214 amino acids. The transcript has 2 exons. NCBI's taxonomy places the organism in Eukaryota, Metazoa, Chordata, Mammalia, Carnivora, Felidae. The record is from RefSeq and is a predicted model, not a curated record.
CCUGGGGUGUAAUAUCCUUCUUGGCUGUUCAACCUGCAGCCCUCAGCUUAUAAAGCUAAGGCUACUUGACCGUGAUUCAAGUCUUACAAAUAACUUUACCUAUGUUUAGGGACACCUAGUGACUGAUGAUGACAGUGGGGAUGAUGGUGAUGAGGAUGAUGAGGAGGAGGGUGACGAUGGUGAUGGUCACGGUGACAUGAUGACGACGAUGGGCUAAGCUUUACGGAAUAGUUACUCUGUGUCAGCCACCCAGAAGGUGGGAGGGGUGCGACGUUCCAGAUGUUUCCGGGGUGAGGGGGCCUGGCUGGCUGGGGCAGCUGUCAGCAGGAGGGGGCAGCUCUGAGCUGUUCGCGACCAACAUUCACAGCAGGUGGGGAUCGGGGCACCAACAGCAGCCCCUGCUUUAACAGGUGAUGAGAUCGGGUUUGGUCUUCCAGCCCAGGAUAUCAACACGUAACACGCAGGCAGUUUCCAAAUGUUUGCACCUCGGUUCAGGACACCCCUGCUCUGCCGUUCUCUCCCACAAGCCCAGGCCCCCGGCGUACGUUACAGAUCAAGAGGCGCUGGGAUCGGAGAUGAAAACGGGAACAGGUGCUGUGAUUGUGCCGCCUCGUCCCCAUCGCGAGGAGCUGAAGCUUCAGGAAGGUGCUCCCUGGGGACGGGAUGCCUCUGUGAACCAUCUGGGGUCAUGCCCUUCUCUGUCUGGCCCUUGGCCUUUCCCCCCGUAGGCGACCGGGAGUACGUCCGGAGCAUAAAAGAACAAUACUGCUACGUGGCUUUGGACUUUGACAAGGAAAAAGCAAAAACGGACUCGCCUUCCUACGCCCAGAAAGUUCAGCUGCCCGAUGGCCAGGAGGUCACCCUUGGGCAGGAGAAGUUCUUCUGCCCCGAAGUGCUUUUCCGGGCGGACCUCAUGGGGAGAAACGACCUGGGCAUCCAUAUGAAGGCCUUCCAGAGCAUCAGCUCCUGCAGCCCCGCCCUCUGGAAGAUUCUCUUCGGCCACAUCAUCUUGUCUGGAGGUACCGGCUCCUGUUCCGGCCUGUGGUUCCGGAUGCAGAGAGAAAUAUCCACCCUGGUUUCCCCUACAAUUAACGUGAUGCACCCUUUGGGGGCUUCCUGA